This is a messenger RNA of Spodoptera litura, 4317 nucleotides long. It is a transcript of the gene esn, whose product is annotated as espinas. Lineage: Eukaryota; Metazoa; Arthropoda; Insecta; Lepidoptera; Noctuidae. The record is from RefSeq and is a predicted model, not a curated record. Gene Ontology annotation, molecular function: zinc ion binding.
GCCGCGGGAAGCGUUCGCGUUUGAAUAUCGAACGUUUUUCGCGCGAACUAUCAUUGGCCAGUGAUAUUUCGUUUUCCAUUUUGAGUUUUGGAAUAUAUUGGAUGACGUGAAGUGUUGAUGAGGUGCGUUUGUUCAGUGUGGAUACAGGGGCUUGCGUGCCUCGCAAUGUUCAGUGUUGUGUAGAAAGUGAAUCUCCGACAAAGGAUUUCAGUGUUAUUGUUGGAUACACCAGCAACAUGUCAGCGACCGCCACACGACAUGUGAAGUCGUCCAAUUCGGCGAACAUCCUUAUGUGCAAACAAUGGUGGAAAGUGUGUUGGAUGUACGGCGACCAAGAGAAAUACUACAGACAGCUUUAUGGCAAACGGAAACUCAACAACAUAAAUACAACAUUCCUAAACUUUGAUGAAGCAGACACCAAAAGGCCAGGCGCACAGAUCACAGAACUUACAGACGAUUUCUUUGAAGAUAAUUGUUCACAAAUAGAACCCGCGCCAGACGAAGUAGACGCUCCGAAAGAUACAACUUUUGGAGCAGAGGCCGACGCUGUCUACGGCUUCGAUUACCAAACUAAGUGGCAGAAAGACCAAAGAAGACAACCCAUACAACAAAGUUACGAUGAAUACAUGAACACUACAGAUCUAGACAAAAUAUUAAAUACAAAUCUCAACGCGGAUAGUAUUAAGAGUAUGUUAGAAAACGGUCUACCUCAAAGAUCUAAAAUUAUUGAUGCAAAGGAAGAAGUGAUAAGAAAUGGGAAUACAGUGGGGAAAAAUUCUAGGACAGUUUGUAGGACGAAAAAGGGUGCGUUAGUUACUGAAGAAACUGAGAUCUCGACUGACGGUCGGACUUUAGCAAACCUAAAGUUUCAGAGGUCUACAGUAAAGACAGGUCCUAACAAAGUGAAAGAAGUGCUUCAGCCGUUGACGGAGGACAAAGUGUUGGAUGAGUGUUCUCGGAAGAAGUGCAUCGGAGACAGACUGACGACCACCACCACCACGCUGGUGACCGUGACGCAGACGUCGAUGACGUCGUGCAAUGAGCCCGUAUGUCGGAACUGCGUGGUGUCACCGACGGGGUCCUCUCCUCCUCCGCUGCACGAGCAGGCCUCCUCCCCCCCACCUCCAGCGCCGGCGUCACCGCCCACGUCACCGAGGCUACUCCCUUCACUUCCAUCACCACAACCCUCGCACAGCGGCUCCUCAGUGCCCAGCCAGUCUAACUCCCCACACCCAUACUCCUACCCGAACUUCAGACGGAGUCAGCCGAUCCAGAACCAGAGUUACCCAGAGUUCGGGCUGCUGCACAGCCACAGUGUGUCGCAGCUGAACCAGCCUGGGCAGAGUUACCAGUCGCCUCAGUCACCGCAAUCAGCAAUGUCGCUGUCUCCCCACCCGGUGCCUCAGGGCAAGUUCCGAGGACUGUUGGAGCACGCGGAGAGGCUGAUGAAGCCCGGAGAUCCUCACCGACACUCGCAGAGUGAUGAUGACUCAGGGUGCGCGCUCGAGGAGUACACAUGGGUGCCGCCAGGCCUGAGGCCAGAACAGGUGCACCUGUACUUCUCAGCGCUGCCAGAAGACAAGGUCCCUUACGUGAACAGCGUGGGGGAGCGUUACCGGCUGAAGCAGCUGUUACAGCAGCUGCCCCCUCAGGACAACGAGGUAACUACCCCUCCUGCAAACCCCAGCUACAAGGUGCGGUACUGCCACGCGCUGUCUGACGAGGAGCGCAAGGAGCUGAGGCUGUUCAGCGCACAGAGGAAGCGGGAGGCGCUGGGCAGAGGACAGGCCAGGCAGCUGCAUGCACCAGCACCCUGCGAUCGGUGCGAGGAGUCGAUGUCAGCGGGAGACAUGUGUGUGUCGGCUGCUCGUGCUGGACCCUCAGCGCGCUGGCACCCCGCCUGCUUCGUCUGCUCCUCCUGCCAGGAGCUGCUGGUGGACCUGGUCUACUUCUGGAAGGACGGCCGCCUCUACUGCGGGAGACAUCACGCCGAGACACUCAAGCCCAGGUGCUCGGCCUGCGAUGAAAUAAUCCUGGCAGACGAGUGCACGGAGGCGGAAGGCCGCGCGUGGCACAUGAAGCACUUCGCGUGCGCCGAGUGCGCGCGUCAGCUCGGCGGGCAGCGGUACAUCAUGCGCGAGGCGCGCCCCUACUGCCUGCCCUGCUUCGACAACUGCUUCGCCGAGUACUGCGACGCCUGCGGGGAGCCCAUCGGCGUCGACCAGGGACAGAUGUCGCACGAGGGCCAGCACUGGCACGCUACAGAGCGAUGCUUUGCUUGCCACACUUGCAGAGCAAGUCUCUUAGGCAGACCUUUCUUACCGAGAAAAGGAGCGAUAUACUGCUCCAUAGCGUGUUCCAAAGGUGAACCACCCACGCCGUCUGACUCAUCAGGUCCUGGACCCAGACCACCACGAGUGCCAAAGCCCAGAAGAAUGCCAUCACCUAAGACCCCGCCUAGAACACCCCCGAGAGAACCCUCACCUCACCACAUAGACGCAGAUUCUGAACCUAGUGAAUCCUUGAUACCAGAGUCGCCCCCACCGCACCCGCCUCCGCCCCCACACGCUUGCCUAAGUCUCGACAGAGCAUUAGCAGAUCUACGUCUAGAACAAUCUAUGACGGAACAUCAAAUACAACCCAGUCCGACAUCUGAGGAACAUAAAAACGAGUCAGCAGACGACUGGAAGCCUCCACACCCUGUGGAAGCGCAGGCAGUCGUCACUCCAGGACAUUCAUCUUCGAUGCCAGAACUGACGCUGGUAGAUGGUAAGUCACCUCGGAAACCGCGAGGGGGCCGGACAGUGAGGUUCUGCGGAGAUGACAAUGAAGCAUUUGAGCCCGAUGAGCCCCCACGGAGGGAGAAGGUGCGGGAUGAAGACGCCAGUAGCUACUGCAGCACGUGUUCGUCGUCGUCAUCGUCAGCAGAGUCGUAUACGUUACCCACGCGGCGCGCGUACGGCGGCGUGCGGAUAUCAUACGUGCCCAACGACGCCGUCGCCUGCGCCAAGAGAGAACGACAAAGGAAGAACGCUCAACACGACAAGAACUGCAUCAUCUCGUGAUCCUGGCUCUACCUAGUGCCUCCCCCCUCCUUGUGAACCGACCUCCGAUAUAAAAGACUGACUUUUUGAUAGAUUUUUGUAGCCCCCACGCCAUAGUAAUGUUAGAUAGAGUACAACAAGUCUUCCUUAACUGCUUUGAUCUUGCCACGCGACGCGGCGGGCCUGCUGCCGAGUGUUGCUCGCGAAUAAUAGUAACCAGGUGCGCAUGCGCGCGGGACAGCAUGUCUGCGCCUGAUCAUGUUGUGACGUGCACAAUAAUAAUCGUUAUCUACAUAAAAGGCUUAAAUUGUCAAGGGUUUGGACAAAUUUGUGUUCGAACCAGUAAUUUGGGAUUAAUCGGUUUAAAAUGUGACGGUGUCUUUUAUAGGUAACACCUUUGUGGGUUUUAUUUGUAAUCGAUCGUUUGGUCUGGCAUUUACUGCACAAACUGCACGUUGGUUGUGAAUGGAGUGCAAGGUGUGCAGACUGAGUAAUGUAUAGUAGAGGGGCCUAAAGUUAAGUUGAUAUAACGAGCGACGUCAGCUUUAAAUUAUUUCUGAUUUAAUAUAUAACUAUGUGUAAACAUAUCGAAUGCUUUCUCUAGUUUAUUCUUGUUCAUGAAAUGAUUAAUUUAAGACAUAUCCCACUUUGCCACUUAGCUGUAGCUUGCUGUAAGUGUAACCUAAGCUAGGAGUAAGAGAUUAUUGUAAAAUACGAGUACAAAUAUACAAUAUGUUAUUUUGUAUAACUGUUUUAUAUUGUUGUGGAAUGUGUUCAGUGUAAAUAAAGCAAUGUAACGAGUUGUGAGGAUUUGUAUUCUUGUGUAGAUGCUGUGUGCUUGACCAGAUCAAUGGGAACUUUAAUGUAACUGAUGCAGUACCAGUCACUGUAUCACUACAAUACUAUGAUACUUUGUGAAAUUAUAAAUGGCUAAACGUAGUUCUUUACUCUUUCUAAAACAGCAACUUGAAUGUCAUUUGAUAAAUUAUCAGAGACAGUAACUUUCAAUGUCCUAUUUAAUCGAUAUGUAACCUUGUUUGUAUACUUGAUACUGACGUAACAAUACUUUCCUAGACAUAAUACUCAAUUCAAAGAGAAUGCUCAUGAAACUGCAUUUGUUCCAAAAAUGUGUAUUAUUAAAUGAAAAUAGGCGCUAGUUGUAAUGAAAAACCACAAAAUAUUGUACAAAUAUAUCGAAAUGUAACAAUAAAUUAAUUAUGUACGUACUUUUUUAAGUUAUUUGUAAUAAUAUGAGGAGAUGAAAUUAAAUGAU